This is a messenger RNA of Chrysemys picta bellii (western painted turtle), 6517 nucleotides long. The record is from RefSeq and is a predicted model, not a curated record. Lineage: Eukaryota; Metazoa; Chordata; Testudines; Emydidae.
ACCAUCUGGGCAGGGAGGAUAGUUCGUUAUGCAUCUCCUGGAUUGAGAGGGAAGCAAGGAUCUGGGAAGUGUGUGUGCUGUGUUGGGGAUUUGUGGGAGAGCUCCUGGCAGUUGGGGACUCUUGGGAGGAGAGGGGGCAUUGGAGGUGAUAUGAGGGGGAAAUUGGGAUGGCGGCAGAGGGCUGAGGAGGGGAAGAAGAAAGCAUUAGGAGGAGGAAGGAAUGAGAUCAGUCUGAGGGGGAGAAAAAAGAAAUGAGCAAGAACAGGAGGCCGCCUCCACCACCAGGACGCAGUGGUGCUGCCAAAGCCAGACAGAUGGGUUUGCUAGUGGAUUUCUCUCCACAUGGGAUGAUGGACAAUGAUAAGGAGGAGGAUGGUGAACUGGAAUCAGAAUUAAUAGCUAUCGUGGGAGGCCAGCCAGAUGCAAAAGAGAAGCCGAAAGGGAAAACCCCUUUGCCCAUGGAAGCUAUUGAGAGAAUGGCCGCUCUCUGCAUGAAAGACCUGGAUGAAGAGGAUGGGGAAGAGGAAGAUCUGGAAGAUGAAGAUGAUCUGAUGGCGGAACUCAAUGAAGUCCUGGGUGAAGAGAAGGAAAUCAAGGAUACCACAAUACCUGCUGCUAAGGUGAAUGAAACUUCAGCUGAUUCCAGCAGUGUAGAAUCUACUCUGGUGGAAAGGCUGGAAAUGUACAGAACAGCCAUGACUAACGCAAAGCAAGCUGGAGACAGUGCCAAAGUGCGCAGAUAUGAAAGAGGCCUCAAGACAUUAGAAAACAUGCUGACCUCUGUAAGGAAGGGCAAAAAGAUUGAUGAGGAAGAAAUCCCCCCCGCAGUUGCACUAGGAAAGAGCGGGAACUCCCAGCUGCCGUCCCCUUCUCCACUAACUCUGUCAUCCCCGAGCUCCACACCCAACGGAAGGUUCAGUUUAUCCAGCCAUCCUCCUCCACAGCCACCCACUGCAGCACCUCCACAGGGACCCUCUGCAGCAUCUCCCAAGCCGCCACCUCCUGUGUCUCCCAAGCCGUCGCCUCCUGUACUUCCAAAGCCAGCCCUGGCCUCGCCUAUCAGAUCCCCAGAGACACCAGAGGAAAAGCCUUUGGCACCGUCGGGUUCUGAAAACGUCAGCACCCAGGCGCUCCUACAUGACAGGCAGCGGGAGUACAAGCUAGCCGCGCUGCACGCUAAACAGCAAGGCAGUGUCGAGAUGGCCAGUAAAUACUACCGCAUCGCUAAGAGCUUUGAUCCCAUUGUAGAAGCUUUGGGGAAAGGUGAAACCGUGGAUCUGAGCCGUCUGCCCCCACCUCCAGACCAGCUGCCCAAGGAGCUGUUGUCCCCAGGUCUACAACAACACUCUGCUGUGUCGACAACCAUGCCUUUAGCAAAAUCAGCAGCCCCUGCUGCAGAUAUCCCUCCACCCCCGCGGGACAUGCUGGAAGCCCUGCAGCAGAGGAUGGAGCGGUAUAAAACAGCGUCCGCUCAGGCCAAGAGCAAAGGAGAUGACCGGAAGGCAAGAAUGCAUGAGCGCAUUGUGAAGCAAUACCAAGAGGCCAUCCGAGCUCACAAAGCAGGGAAAACGGUGGAUUUUGCUGAACUGCCUGUUCCACCAGGCUUCCCACCCAUCCAUGGCAUGGAGGCUUCAUCAGGAGACCAAAGCAUCCUGGGAGUCCUGGAAACCGCUAUGAAACUAGCCAAUCAGGAAGACAGAGAGAAUGAUGAGGAAGAUGACAAUGUGGAGGGGAUGAAAAAGCCGGGCUCCCGCACUGCGUUGUCAAAGCCAGCCGCCUCGUCCCAGCCCAAGCCGGUUCCACGUGUGUCUUCGGGAGGUACCCCUGCAGCAGCAAAUGUAGCUGGGACUGGCAAAUCCACCGCAAAAGCCACCACAAAAGCCCAACAGCAGCUCGCUUUCCUGGAGGGCAGGAAGAAACAACUGAUGCAGGCGGCGCUUCGAGCCAAGCAGAAGAAUGACAUUGAGGGAGCGAAGCUGUUCCUGCGUCAGGCCAAGGGCCUUGACCCCAUGAUCGAGGCGUCCCAGGGUGGGCUUCCUGUCGACAUAACCAAAGUGCCUCAAGCCCCAGUGAACAAGGAGGAUUUCGUGCUCGUGCAGCGUCGUGGGGUUAGCAUCUCCCCAGAGGCUGCCAGCCAGUACAUGGAGUUCAUGAAGCUGAUGAGGCAGCAGCACGAGAUGUGUUUGAAUUACUCCAAGCAGUUCACUCACCUAGGGAAUAUCGCCGAAACAACCAAGUUUGAGAAGAUGGCAGAGGAUUGCAAGAAGAACAUGGAAAUCUUAAAGCAAGCCCACGCCAAAGGCUUCCCAUUGCCCAAGUACCACUAUGAGCAGAGGACCUUCAGUGUGGUCAAGAUCUUUCCUGAGCUGAACAGCAACGAUAUGGUUCUUACUAUAGUGAAAGGGAUCAACCUCCCAGCUCCUCCAGGCGUGACUCCCAAUGACCUGGAUGCCUUCGUACGCUUCGAGUUUCCCUACCCCAACGCGGAGGAAGCUCAAAAAGAUAAGACCAACGUGAUCAAAAACACAGAUUCCCCCGAAUUCAAAGAGCAGUUCAAGCUGUAUAUUAAUCGGGGCCACCGAGGGCUCAAGAGAGUCUUUCAGACCAAAGGCCUCAAGUUUGAGGUUGUCCACAAAGGGGGGCUGUUCAAGACAGACCGCGUUGUGGGCACAGCACAGCUGAAACUGGAGGCCCUGGAGACGACUUGUGAGCUUCGGGAGAUUGUCGAGCUACUGGAUGGCCGCCGGCCCACAGGGGGGAAGUUGGAGGUGAUUGUGCGUCUAAGGGAGCCUCUGAGUUCUCAGCAACUGGAGACAACAACGGAGAAAUGGCUGGUUAUUGACCCUCAGACCAUGCCAGCGGUUGCUGUCCCCAAACCAAAACCAGCAGUCGGUCCAGUAAGGGACGUGGGCAACAGCAAACCCAUUCACACUCUGCACAGCUUGAACGUUUUAGCCUUUGACAAGGAGAAGCUGGAAAAGAAGGUGUUAGCGUACAGACAGGCUCACAAGCCGCUUCCCAACGAGCUCGUGGAACAGUACCAGGACGUCACGCAGCGGAGCCAGUGGCUGAAAUCCCAGCUGCAGCACGGGGGCCCUGCGUUCAGGAAAGAGUACCUGUCGCAGAUGGAGAGGUUCCUGCAGUUCUACACCGAUUCGGCACGGCGUCUCGGGAACGAGGGCAAUCGGGAUGCCGCCAAGGAGGCCCUGUACAAGCGGAAUCUCGUGGAGAGUGAGCUUCAGAAGUUCCGCAGAUGAAGCCCUUGGUGUUGUGAAGGCCUGGGACAGAAUGGGCCGCCCCUCAUACACUGCACUCCUCUUCCCUCCAUGACCCCCAGGGGGAGAAACUAGGCAGACACUAAUGGGAGGGGUGGAGUUCCUUUCUGCCGAGGGCGGGAGAUAUACUUGAGGGGAUGGGAAAGGCCCUGAAAUUGACCUCGCAUCCUCUGCUAGUGUAGCGAGGGUGCUGUCCUUGUGCCCGGUCCUUGUGCCCCUUCCCCACCCCACUCUGGUGGUAGGAGUGAGCUCAGGCCCUGACCUCACCCCUCCCCCCCCCGAACCAGCCCCACCCCGACCCCCGAGGUGCAUGAUGCCCCACAGGGAGACGAGCCAGACAAUCAUGUGACAAUCACUUUGCCCCUCUGCUCACCGAGACGCACAGGUGCUAGAGGCCACCCCGCUCCUGGUCCCCGGCUCUGCUGGCCGCCUGCGAAAAGGCUUAGCGGGAGAGCACUGUCUUCACUAGGCCAAACUACAGCAGGGUUUGUCUCCACAAGGGCUGGGCCUGCACUAGGGCAGAUACCUGUGGCAAAUGGGUGGUGACCGCAGGUCCCGUCUCCCCUUAGCAAGCUCAGCACUCUUCAUUUGUGCAGGCCGUUACCUGUAAUAUCCCCCAUCUACGCUAGCCCCCGGCCUGUUCUCAGCACCGUCUGACGGGGGCCUGGGGUCGAUCUGUGGCUGCUGCACCCUGUUCUCAGCCACAGGUCCCCGUCCUAGUCCAGGCACGACCUGGUGCAAAGGGAAACCGCCCUGUCCCUCAGAGCCCGGUCUGACCCUGGGCGGGAGCUGGGCUUGAAUUCUGUGGGAAAACUCCCUGCCUGUCAUGGGGCACCGGUGCCGGCUGGAGCAGGGUUCAAGGCCAGCCUAGAGUACAGCCACUCUCUCUCCCCCUCCCGCUACCUUGGUAAAGUGCAAUCCGUGCUGUCCGUUUGGGCACCGGUUUAUAAGGGGGCUUUGUACUGCACGGCACCGUGGGCCAGGCGAAGGCUGCGACCUGUGAGCGCUGUCCUGUGCUCCCCCUCCAGAAGAUAGGGAGGCCCUGGGCAGGGGGGCAUUUAUCCGUCGCUCAGCUAAUCCACUCUCUGGUGCUGUUCCUGUGGAGUGCCCCUGUCCCAUCUCCCGGGGACGGCUCCAGUGCCUGACUGCGUCACACAGACAGACUGUACGUGGUGUGACUAACGCAUGUCCCUGGACGCCCCCCGCGCCCUUCCCCAGCCCAUAUCACCAGAGCUCCUGCGUUGUGGGAGGCAGGGGCUGUGCACGCAGAGAUGGGCAGAAACCCCUUUCCAUAGCCCCGAGACGCUGUCUGAGACCCCCGCCCCCCCCAGCAGGGUGAGAACCGGGGCGGGAAGCUGCUUUCAGGAGUCAGAGCAGGGACGCGGCGAGUGUGAAUGUGGCACUGCCUUGGGCUCCAGAGGGCUCCAGGCGAAGGGAGGACAUGUUCCUCCAGCCACGGCCGGGACGAUCCCAGGGAGCGAAAGGCGCCCGAGUGUGGAUCCGAGCAGCUGCCCCAACGUCCGGAACUGACUCCCGUGUAAAUACCCACUAAGACUUUCGCACCUUGUCCGAACUAGAUGACACUAAAGAUGCUCCCUCCCCCUCCUCCCCAGCAUGGCAAAUGGGGACCCUCUCCCCACCCCCGAUUUGCACUCUGGUCACAGCUCAUCUUGCACGGAGGGGUCCCUGCACCAAUGCACUUUGCACACACCUCUCCCCCAGGGACGGCAGGCCCCAGCUGCUCUGUUCCGGCUUCGCAGGGCUCCAGGCAGAGGAUGCCUGGGGAGGGUGGUACACGUUGUGAACUGCCACCCCUGUCAUGGGCCUGCUGCUUUAAGGAGGCUGGGGAAGUGGAGAAUAGGGCUAUUUCUCGCUACUUACCUGAUCCACCCAGAAGGGCUAACGGGCCCCACUUUGAGUGCUGUCCAAGAUCCCCCUCGCCCUGCAUGUCCCACUAGACCCCAGUCACUUACUGGUAGUGGCCAUAGAGGAACCUGCAGCGAAAGCCCCUCUCUGGCCGCUUGUCUCGCUCCCAUGCCCAUUGCACACACGGGCCUGGCUUUCACGCUCUACGGCAGUAGGGUGAAACACAUCUGCAGUUCACCCUACUGCCCUUCUCCCCUGGCGCCUGGCUCCAGUGAACCAGCUGAAGAGAACGUAUUCAACCGCUCGUCAGGCCCUGGCAGGGGCGUGGGACAGGGCUCGGGAUACCCUGGCUGGGAAUGGUUGAUUUCAAAAACCACAUGCUCGUUAGGAGGCUGCAGCUGGGGGCAACUAAAGGUACCUCCGGCUCUGAGCUGCCUGAACAGGAGCUGAGCCAGAGGGGAGCGGCAGAGCUAUCGCACAAGCAAGCAGCUGCGUGGGGAGGCGGGGAACUGUCCCGUUCCUCAGAGCUGGCGGGAGUCCCACUGACCCACAGGCCCAAACGCCAGAGGGGUUGAAAUCCUUGACUUCAGUGGAGCUGGGAUUUCCCCCUGGAUCUCUCUCCCUCCUGCAGUGCCCAGCUCUCGCUGGCAUCUCCGGCCCAGCUUGGCCAUGGGCUCUUCCUUGCGUGCCUGGCACUGAGCGCCGCGUGAAACUGCCAAGGGCGCUGAGCCCGGUGGAGCCGCGCUGCAGCCUCUGCACGCUAGCCGGGCUGCACCGCUACUCGCUGCCCCCUGCACUGGCAGGAGGUGAAGGGACGUGUUAGGCUGAUCCGGAUUCUCCCCACCCCUUGCAAGUGACAGCCUGGUUUAAACAGAAACAUUCCUUUAAUCCCUGUGACUAACCAAAUUCAAAGAGCUGCUGCUGGGUGAUGGAUGAGGUGAUUAGCUGUCGAAAUGGUCCAAUCUCAGCUCCCCCUCUCCCCCCCCGACCUUCCUUUUAAACCAAAUUUUAAACCUUUCUGUCUCUGGCCCAAGAGAAACCUUGUUUGAGGGUAAAUAAUGGGUAAUUGUCUAAUGUCUAUUGAUCCUCGUCUGAUUCCACAGCCCAGUAAAGCCGUGUGGUGCUGGGUCUGUUUUUACAUGCUGUAAGUGCCUGGCUCUGGGGGCGUCUGUCUGUCCAGAGAAUCCGAGAGCGAAUGUAAAAGCGGAGAUGUUGGAACUGACUGCGUUCUGGUUUAUUUUGUGCUUAGAGAGACCACAAAUCUAUAUGAAGUUUUUAAGACACAUCUUUUUUUCUACCAAAAAACCAAACCAAACCCAGCUCUACCCUGAACUGAAAUCCUGUAACAAAUACCAAUUAAACCUCUCUGGAACCUC